Molecule: messenger RNA, 1226 nt
Organism: Thlaspi arvense
Lineage: Eukaryota; Viridiplantae; Streptophyta; Magnoliopsida; Brassicales; Brassicaceae
Source: the annotation of a GenBank genome assembly
GAGGGAUUGAUCUUUGACCAACAAAAGGGAUGACAAGAAUCUGUGAGAGAGAAAGAUGACAACGACGACGUACCUCUGUCUCCGUACACCACCAUUACAAUUCAGAUCGGAAUUUCCAGAAGACACAAAACAAGACACAGAAUCGUGAAAGAGAGAAGGAGAAAGGGGCAAGAAGAAGAAAGAUGGUGGGAAACAAAGAUAAAUCGAAAGAGAAAAAAGAGAAACGAGACAAGAGACUCCAAGAGAUCUCCCUCCUUCGUACUAUUCCUUACUCCGAUCACCAGAGGUGGUGGACCUCUGAAACUGUGGCGGUGGUAACAGGUGCGAAUAGAGGAAUAGGAUUUGAGAUGGUGAGACAAUUGGCUGGACAUGGCUUAACAGUGAUUCUAACAUCAAGAGACGAGAACGUAGGUGUCGAAGCAGCCAAAGUCUUGCAAGAAGGCGGAUUCAACAUAAACAAUGCAGGUGUAAACUACAAUGUAGGAACAGAUAACUCUGUUGAGUUCUCUCAUAUGGUCAUAUCUACUAAUUACUAUGGGACCAAGAACAUAAUCAAAGCCAUGAUUCCAUUGAUGAGACAUGCUUCUCAAGGUGCUCGUAUUGUCAAUGUCACCUCAAGACUCGCUAGAUUAAAAGGCAGACACAGUAAGCUUGAGAACGAAGCCGUGAGAGCGAAAUUUAUCGAUGUAGACACUCUGACAGAAGAAAUGGUUGACAAAACGGUGUCGGAGUUUAUGAAGCAAGUGCAAGAAGGAACGUGGGAAUCAGGAGGCUGGCCACAUUCUUUCACGGACUACUCUGUCUCGAAAAUGGCGGUGAAUGCAUACACAAGAGUACUAGCAAGAGAACUAUCUGAGAGACCAGAAGGAGCGAAGAUAUAUGCGAACUGCUUUUGUCCCGGUUGGGUAAAAACGGCGAUGACGGGUUAUGCCGGGAACGUCUCAGCGGAAGAUGGAGCUGAUACUGGAGUCUGGCUUGCACUGCUUCCUGAUCAAGCUAUCACUGGAAAGUUCUUCGCCGAGAGACGUGAGAUCAAUUUCUAAUUGAGGACAUGGGAUGGGACUUGCUUGGUGUUUGUUCUUUACUCGGCGUUUCUAUAAAAGAAAUGUUUUAUAAGUUAGUUUAUAGUAUGAUUCUUGAAGAUACAAGAGUUUGAAAAAAAAAUGAAAAAAAGAAGUUUAUAUGAAUAAACGAUUUAAGAGAAAUAAAAUUGAGUGGAAUUUGAC